Molecule: messenger RNA, 1371 nt
Organism: Apus apus (common swift)
Lineage: Eukaryota; Metazoa; Chordata; Aves; Apodiformes; Apodidae
Gene: HSD17B1
Product: hydroxysteroid 17-beta dehydrogenase 1
Exons: 5
Biological process (GO): estrogen biosynthetic process
Cellular component (GO): cytoplasm
Molecular function (GO): estradiol 17-beta-dehydrogenase [NAD(P)+] activity
Source: RefSeq, a predicted model, not a curated record
CAGAACAGGAAAAAUGUGCUGCCAGAUGAGUGUUGGCAGCCAGGGAGCCUGGCACAGCACGGCACGACUGGUGCUGACCCCGGAGCCUACUCCCGUUGGGGGGGUCCUGGCUCCGUGGGUGCUUUAUCCCAGCAGGUGUGUGAGCAUCAAGGCACAGGGAGGUGGGCGGAGGGGCCUUGAGAUAAGGCAGCAGACACAACACCCAUGGCAGGGGGCGGGGGAACCCCCCUCCCAGCCCUCUUAAGCAGCGCAGCCCCUGGGCCGCCACAGCCCGACCAUGGCGAGAACCACGGUGCUGAUCACCGGCUGCUCCUCGGGCAUCGGCCUGGGCCUGGCCGCGCGCCUGGCGGCCGACAGCGCAGGCAGGUUCAAAGGUAAAGGGGGUCUGGCACCCUGGGGGUCUCCAGCCAGUGCCUGGGGUGGGCUGGGGCCCGGCUGAGCAGCUUGGUGUCUCCACUGCCGUGUUCUGUCCCCAGUGUUUGCCACCAUGCGUGACCUGGCCAAGGGUGAGCGGCUGCUGCAGCAGCUGGGGGGCUGCUGCCCCGACACACUGGAGGUCCUGCAGCUCGAUGUCACAGACCCCUGCUCGCUGGCAGCCGUCGCACAGCAGGUGCAGCAGCAGCAGCUGGAUGUGCUGGUCUGCAAUGCGGGGGUGGGACUGAUGGGACCCCUGGAGAUCUGCUCUGACCAGGCCAUGAAAACUGUCUUUGACGUGAACCUCUUUGGGGUCAUCCGCACCAUCCAGGCGUUCCUGCCCGGCAUGAAGCGCCACAGGGCCGGGCGGAUCCUCGUCUCCAGCAGCAUUGGGGGGCUGCAAGGGCUGCCCUUCAACUCUGUGUACUGCGCCAGCAAGUUUGCGGUGGAGGGGCUGUGUGAGAGCCUGGCCAUCGUCCUGCGGCCCUUCAACAUCCACCUGACGCUGGUGGAGUGUGGACCCGUCAACACCAGCUUCAUGGACAACCUGCAGCACCCGCACCCCGAGAGCUGCGAGCUGCAGGGCCUGGACGCCGAGACACGGGGCCUCUACCGCCGGUACCUGCGGCACUGCCAGAGCCUCCUCCGCGAUUCGGCACAGGAGGUGGAGGAGGUCCUGCAGGUGUUCCUGGAGGCCAUGGGCACCCCCUGCCCACCCCUGCGCUGUGUGACCACCCAGCUCCUGGCCCCGCUCCGCCGCCUGAGGUUGGCCAGCCCCGACGGCCGCACCUUCCUCCGGGCCAUGCACGACUUCGUGUUCGGCGGCGGCGAGGCCGGCGGGGACCGGCCCUGAGCCCGGGGGGACCAGGCUGCGAACCCCCCGCCCUGCCACGUCCGUCCCGGCCAGCGGGCUCGGUCCCCCCGUGUCGCCAAUAAAGCUCUUUGCAGCCGCGCGGC